AUGGAGAGUUCAAGAAUCAUGCAAUGGUUAAACAUUCUUCUAUGUGCACUGCUAUUGUUACUAAAGACACAAGGACAGUUUGUUCCACUAACUCGGCUCGAUAGCGCGGUAUCAAAAGGAGCUGUGUGUUUGGAUGGAAGCCCCCCAGCUUAUCAUUUUCAGGAAGGACAUGAAGAAGGAGUUAACAACUGGAUUGUUCACAUUGAGGGAGGUGGAUGGUGCCACAAUGUCACAUAUUGUCUUUACCGAAAGGACAGUCGGUUAGGUUCCUCGCAUGAAAUGGAAGAGCAAACUUAUUUUUCUGGAUAUUUAAGUAACAACCAUCAAUAUAACCCUGAUUUCUACAAUUGGAAUAGAGUCAAAGUUAGGUACUGUGAUGGAUCAUCAUUUACCGGUGAUGUUGAAGAAGUUGAUCCAGAUACAAAUUUAUACUUCAGAGGAUCAAGGAUUUUUUCUGCUGUAAUGGAAGAGUUACUAGCAAAAGGAAUGGCUCAUGCUGAUAAAGCUAUUCUUUCUGGAUGUUCUGCUGGAGGAUUAACCGCUAUAUUACACUGUGAUCGAUUUAAAUCAAUGUUACCUGAUGGAACUAAAGUGAAAUGUGUCUCAGAUGCUGGCUAUUUUGUUAAUGUAAAAGAUAUCUCUGGAGAUUAUUACAUUGAAGAUUAUUUCGGUCAAGUCGUUGAAACACAUGGUUCGAAAAAGAGUUUGCCUCAAUCUUGCACUUCAAGACUCACUCCAAGACUGUGUUUUUUCCCACAAUAUGUGGCAUCAAAUAUCCGCACACCGAUCUUCAUUGUAAAUGCAGCAUAUGACUCAUGGCAGAUUAAGAAUAUUUUGGCGCCUGGUGCUGCUGAUCCGAACGGCCAAUGGGGUAGCUGCAAAACUAAUCUAAACAACUGCUCACCUGAACAACUAAAUAUAAUGCAAGACUAUAGGUCACAAUUCUUAAAGGCAUUGAGUCCUAUAACCAUCUCGCCAUCUAAUGGAGUAUUCAUAGACUCUUGCUAUGUCCACUGCCAAACAGAACCACAGGAAACAUGGUUUACAAAUGACUCUCCAAUGGUUGGCAAUAAAACAGUUGCAAUGGCAGUAGGAGACUGGUUUUAUGAAAGAAGUCCUUCACGUGAGAUAGAUUGCAUUUACCCUUGCAACCCCACUUGUCAGAACCAGAACCAUGUUUUUGAUGCACAAGCAAACCCAGGAAUACACUAG
Molecule: messenger RNA, 1212 nt
Organism: Vicia faba (fava bean)
Lineage: Eukaryota; Viridiplantae; Streptophyta; Magnoliopsida; Fabales; Fabaceae
Source: the annotation of a GenBank genome assembly